UCCCUAUCUACGUAGCACACGAUAGUGGAACACGCGUACAUCUGACGUUAAUUUUUAGUCAGUUUCGUGGCUUAAAACUCAUUAUUGAUUCCUAGAAAACCAAUAUAAGUAAAAUUCAAAGAUGUUGUUAAUGAUUGGAAUUUUCACGAUAUUUAUGACAGUCCAAGGCAAUAUGUAUCUACCUCCAAUGAAGGAUCAUUUGCUGUCUGAUAUGUUGAUUCGAGACAUCAUUAAACAAAUGGAAAAAGAAUUAGCGGAUACAGCAGAUUCUUAUCUGGAAUAUCAAGAUAUUGCUCGCGAAACAGAUGACUUUGAUAAAGCUAAAGAAAUGCCUGCAGAAAUGCCGCUUGAUUACGAAGGGAUCGAGGUACUUAAUCCUAAUCCAAGCAUUCGUGAUCAAGAGUAUUUGCAGCACAGUACUUUGGUCUCAAGUCAACGAUUGAGUCAAGAUGGUGAUAGUACUCACAAAAUUCAACCUGGAGGUCUCAAGGGAAUCAAAGAAGAAAAGUCUGAAAAUACUUUGCCAGCUUAUUGCACUCCACCAAAUCCUUGUCCAAUUGGAUAUACAAGUGAAAAUAGCUGUUUGGAGGAGUUCGAAAAUACUGCAGCAUUUAGUCGUGAUUAUCAAAGUGCUCAGGAUUGUAUGUGUGAUAGUGAACAUAUGUUAGACUGCCCUAAUGCAGAAGAAAAUGAUCGAGGAUCUUUGAGGAAUCAAAUUUCAAAUUCUGAUUUUGAUAAAAUUGUACAAUUGCAGGAAUCUAAUCCAUACUUUCGUGGAGAAAAGUUACCCAUAGCUGCGAAAAAGGGUCUUCAUGCAUUCGUAUAUUAAGAAAUAUCAGUCAAUCGACAAAUUUUAUGGGGAAAAAAUUUUUUGUGGUCUUAUAUUGAUGUGAAAUAAUACACACAACUAGCUCUAAAGUGCUAGUUGUAACAAAUAUCAAAAGCACAAAGUAUUAAUCGAUGGUUAUGGUAAAAAAAUGAAAUGAGAGUAAGAUAUAUUAUUGAAAAGUAUAUUAUUUAUUUUUAACGUUGACCAAUAAUAAAGUUUAACAAAUUCUCUAUCAACUAAUUUAUAAGUAUGAAAAGAGAAGUAAGGAUUGUGAUUAAAGUACAUAUACAUAAUAAACUAAAAUAUAAAAAAAAAGAAAAAAUUUAUUCUAAUAUCAUUUGAAGCAUUUGUAUGAACAAUGCUAACAGUAUUAAAUAAAAACAAAUAUUGUAUUGUAUUUUAUAACAAACUUAUAAAACAGUAACUUAAAAUUAUUCAAAUUUAGUUUAUAAUAAAAUAAUAGUAAAUACUUUCAAACUUAUUUCAAAUUAAAACAUUAUCCCUUUAAUUAGCUUAAAUGCAUUUGUUACAUUUUUACAAAAUAUUACAAUAAUCAGUCGUGGACAUACAAUAUUAGACUUAUUGUUUACGGAAACUUUUCAGUAUUGGAUAAAUAUUUGUUAAGGCAUCUUUUAGUUCAGUCCUAUCUUUUGCUCCUGUAAACAGACACCAAAAUAAUCCUAUAAAUAAAAUAAAAAUAAAAAUAUAAA
Molecule: messenger RNA, 1539 nt
Organism: Chelonus insularis
Lineage: Eukaryota; Metazoa; Arthropoda; Insecta; Hymenoptera; Braconidae
Gene: 7B2
Product: Secretogranin_V domain-containing protein 7B2
Exons: 5
Coding region: 122-829 (235 amino acids)
Biological process (GO): regulation of hormone secretion; neuropeptide signaling pathway
Cellular component (GO): secretory granule
Molecular function (GO): enzyme regulator activity
Source: RefSeq, a predicted model, not a curated record